GAAGACUCUUUCAACGUUGUUUGGUUGGGUUCCAUGGAUUCACCAAAUCCUCCCACACAAAGCCCUAACUCGGUCCGUACUCUUCCCGGCUCGAACCAUAGCCACACCGAUUCGAUUAUCUCAUCGCUUCUUUCGUUUCCAGAUUCUUCUACCAUCUCCAUUAGCUGUUCCUUCGAUCGAGUCCUUGAUAGAGCUCUCGCCUCCGCUUCCGCUGAUGAAUCCGUUCAGGAUCGUCUCGUCGAUCGCACUCUCGAACUCGCAUCGCUUCUUCUCGAUUCCACUAAACGAUGCUUCCGGAAGCGAGCUUCUGUUCACAAUUCCAAUUCAUGGUUCCUCCCUCCAGAACUUACCAUUAAGGUUUUUUCGAUGCUUGAUACAAAGUCUCUGAUGCAAGCAGCUGUGUGCUGCACCAUGUUCAACAAAUGUGCCAUGGACCGUUUAUGUUACUCCCAUAUCGACUUGACAACGUCUGCUAGAUAUGCUGAUAAAGGAGUUGUGUCUACUAUGAUCAAUCGUGCUGGAAAAGAACUCAGAUCCCUCAAACUUGGUCGUGUUGUUCGUACAGCUGGAUCUGAUUCUACUGCACCUUUGCUUAGCGGAUCUUGUCUUUCCCCACUAGCAUAUAAUCAUGGCUUUCUUGGGAGUCGCUUGAGAAGCCUGCGGCUUUACAAUCUCAGACCUAUGAAAUACAGGUCCUUAUGCGAUGCGUUGUCAGUUUGUCCAAAUAUCACUGAUCUGAGGAUUGUUGGAUUGUAUAACCUAACUGAGGAGCUAUUUAAUUCACUGACAAAAAAAUGCCGCUUAAUAGAGAACCUGUUCUUAGAGACCUACGGUUAUCCACGUACGUUAGAGACUAAAACAGGAUCAUCAUUAGUGGAGUUUGUGACCAAUUGCCCCAACUUAACGUCCCUAACGCUCAUACGCUUUGGACUAACCGAUGACUGGGCCCGAAAUCUUGCUGAUAGUUGUCGUAAAGUGAAGUACCUGAAUUUGUCCAGAUCACCUACAAUCAAGGGUCGUUUUUUGAGGGAGGUGGGACCUAGCUGCAAAGAAAGUCUACUCAAGACUCUAAUAUUGCGCAACUGCCCUAAACUACAGGAGAAAGAAAUGUUGGAAUUCUGCAACUCACUACUCACAGGGAGCUUCAAAUCCAUUAGGCACAUUGAUGUUUCAAGUAACCGCGGCUUAGCAUCUUCAGACAGGGGCAAGAGAUGUAACAAACCAAACUUUCCUCUGGAGAGGCUGAAAGAAGAAAGAUCAGAUGUCACAUUUGUGGCGGAUUUUCCUCCAUUGCCAAGUUCCGAAAAGCCUUAUGGUGUCUGCGAUGAAGAAGAGUUGAGGCUGAUAGAGAUGAUGGAAGCUGAGGACGAUGAAGUGGACGACGAAGAUGACUCGGAUGAGGAAUCGGACGAUGCAUCGGAUGAGGAUGAGUCAGAAGAUGAGGACAUGGGCUUUAAUAAAUUUAAAAGCAAUAGCACAUAUAAAUACUCUGCAACACGUGCCAAAUUCGUUGCCAAUAAACGUAUGGAUACUCCAAACCCUAAGCGACAGUGCCGUGAUGAUUUCUCCUCCAUCCAAAGCCCUAAUUCUGUUCCUAUAGCUCCAGAUUUCAACCAGAAUGACUUUGAUUCGACUAUCUCCUCUUUUCUUUUGUUACCUGAUUCGCCUUAUGAUUCUAUUGGUUGCUCCUUCGAUCGUGUGCUAGGUCAAGUUCUCGACUCUGCUUCUGAAGCUUCCGGUGAUGAUUCCGUUCGUGAUCGUCUCAUCGAUCGUACUAACAAACUCGCAUUUCUUCUUCUUGAAUCCACCAAACGAUUCUCUCGAAUGCGCUCUACUCACUACAAUUACAAUUCUUGGUCCCUCCCUGAAGAACUCACCAUUAAGGUGUUUUCGGGGCUUGAUACAAAGUCUCUGAUGCAAGCUUCAGCAUGUUGCACCAUGUUCCGCAAAUGUUCUAUAGACCCUUUAUGUUACUCUCACAUUGACUUGAAAAUGGGUGGCAAACGCGUUUUUGAUGAAAUUGUGUGUAGUAUGAUUCACAAAGCUGGAAAAGAACUCAGAUCCCUUAAACUCGGUCGUGUUAUAUCUUCACGCAAAGGAUCUUCGUUCACAAGCACUUGUCUUACCUCAGUAAUUCGUAAUCAUGGGUUCAAUGGUGGUCUCUUGAGAAGCCUACAACUUUACAAUCUCGUAUCGACAGGAACCAAGUCCUUAUGCGCUAUGUUAUCAGUCUGUCCAAAUCUCACUGAUCUUAUGAUUGCUAAUUUUGACAGGAAACAAAUACUAGAGCAAGUACUAAAGACGCUCACUAAAAAUCCUCGCUUGCUAAUAGAGCGUUUAUUCUUACAGAACAAUAUCGACUUAAUUCCUGCAUCAGGCCUAUCGUCUUCAACCGUUGAGGCAUUUGUUACCUCGUGCCCCAGCUUAACUUGGCUAAAGCUCGUAGGUUUUGGACUAAAGGAAGAAACAGCCCGAAAUCUUGCUGAGGGUUUUCCUAAGCUUACCUACAUGAAUCUGUCUAGAACGCCUGGAAUUAGCGGUCGGUUUUUGAGGGAUUUGAGAAUUAACUGCAGAGACAAUACAAUCAAGACUCUAAUACUGCGUGACUGUCCUUCUUUAGAGAGGAGAGAAAUAGGGUAUUUUUUGGAUUCACUUCUCAACGGACACUUCAAAUUCAUUCGACAUAUUGACGUAACAAGUGAAGUUAUUGCUGAUGGAGGCAGGGAAAUUAUCGUAGGAAAGUCUCCACCAAAACUAUGCCAUCAGAGCUGUGAUCUUCUGGAAAAUGGUAGUGGGAAUCUUAAAACAGGACAUAUAGAGUGUAAGUUGGGAGGGCUAAGGCUACUGCCAUUAGCAGUAUGUCUCUUAUCCUCAGAAAUUGACUGUCCAAAUGUGAUGCUGGACUUUGAGAGAUUCACCUUCUGUCCUGAUUCAAGCUGGUAAUCUUUGAGGAUUUUAUUCAUGACUUUUAACCUCUUCUGGGAUGGCUUGACAGAAAAAUAUAAUGUCACACUGAUC
Arabidopsis arenosa is the source of this 3018-nucleotide messenger RNA. The record is from the annotation of a GenBank genome assembly. NCBI's taxonomy places the organism in Eukaryota, Viridiplantae, Streptophyta, Magnoliopsida, Brassicales, Brassicaceae.